AGCCGCGGAAGCCCCCCCCCCCCCCCCCCCCCCGAGCAGCAGCCGCAUCGAUGGCCCCCAAGGCGGAGAAGAAGCCGGCGGCGAAGAAGCCCGCGGAGGAGGAGCCCGCGGCGGAGAAGGCGGAGAAGGCCCCGGCGGGGAAGAAGCCCAAGGCCGAGAAGCGGCUCCCCGCGGGCAAGUCCGCCGGCAAGGAGGGCGGCGAGGGCAAGAAGGGGAAGAAGAAGGCGAAGAAGUCGGUGGAGACCUACAAGAUCUACAUCUUCAAGGUGCUGAAGCAGGUGCACCCCGACAUCGGCAUCUCCUCCAAGGCCAUGUCCAUCAUGAACUCGUUCAUCAACGACAUCUUCGAGAAGCUCGCCGGCGAGGCCGCCAAGCUCGCGCGCUACAACAAGAAGCCCACCAUCACCUCCCGCGAGAUCCAGACCUCGGUGCGCCUCGUCCUCCCCGGCGAGCUCGCAAAGCACGCCGUCUCCGAGGGCACCAAGGCCGUCACCAAGUUCACCUCGUCGUAGAUGCUAGGCUUUCCCCUCUGCUCUUUGUGGCGUGUUGCUCCUGGUAGUGGUGCUAGUUCGCCGGAUUGGGCUAGUACGGAUGGUGUAGUUACGUGUUGUGGCUCCUGACUGAAGUAAUGUUGGUGGUGCUUGUUUAACUCUUGUUCAAUUCAGCGUCAGCUCUCGAUUGUAUCUCUCUGCCUAUCCCUCUGUCGAUUGGACACUCCAGGAGUCGAGCUUGUUAAGAUUGCGUUACGUUUUUGUAACUCUUGAUAUGUUGUUUUGGCACUGGAGCAUUUUUCUUC
Molecule: messenger RNA, 796 nt
Organism: Panicum hallii
Lineage: Eukaryota; Viridiplantae; Streptophyta; Magnoliopsida; Poales; Poaceae
Product: histone H2B.3
Exons: 1
Coding region: 51-512 (153 amino acids)
Biological process (GO): nucleosome assembly
Cellular component (GO): nucleosome
Molecular function (GO): DNA binding; structural constituent of chromatin; protein heterodimerization activity
Source: RefSeq, a predicted model, not a curated record